AUGUGGCUAAGGCUCGUUGUAACCGCCCACAUCACGUCCGACGAUGACGCCGCAAAAACGAUACAUGUGAAAAUAGUUCAUAAGAAUAAACAAACAUCUAUUCAACUAGUUUUCAUGUUCAUGAGCUAUGCAUCGGAAUAUAUCGAGCGUCUCGGGAAUAUACCCCGGAAUCGUCGAGGCAUGUCGGCACGACCGGUGGCAGGUGCCGUCGGUCACGUGCAAUUGCAACUAAAAGACAGAAACAUUGCGAAGCUUCCGAAAUGU
Molecule: messenger RNA, 264 nt
Organism: Brenthis ino (lesser marbled fritillary)
Lineage: Eukaryota; Metazoa; Arthropoda; Insecta; Lepidoptera; Nymphalidae
Source: the annotation of a GenBank genome assembly